Arachis duranensis is the source of this 1845-nucleotide messenger RNA. RefSeq names its product oxysterol-binding protein-related protein 3A. The transcript is spliced from 10 exons. Lineage: Eukaryota; Viridiplantae; Streptophyta; Magnoliopsida; Fabales; Fabaceae. Gene Ontology annotation, cellular component: cytosol; intracellular membrane-bounded organelle; membrane. The record is from RefSeq and is a predicted model, not a curated record. Gene Ontology annotation, molecular function: sterol binding. Bases 120 to 1511 code for a protein of 463 amino acids.
UUUAGUAUUCCUUUUGGUUCGUUAGAAGUUAGAUCGACUUUGCUAAAGAAAAAUAUCAGAUUCUUCCGCUUUUCUCUUUGUCAAAUUGGUUUCAAUAUUUGGUUGAAUUUUUCAUAGCCAUGGCUCCAAAGGAUCCCAAGCAUGCUGCUGCUGCUAGCGCCAAUGGGGGUGGCUUCUUUGCUUCACUUGCUUCCAGUUUGUCCAAUUUUGGAACUGCCAUGUCAAAAUCCGUGAAUGGUAUAAUGGGCUAUGAGGGGCUGGAGGUUGUUAAUCCAGAAGGAGGAACCGAAGACGCAGCAGAGGAAGCGGAGAAGGGACGAUGGAAGCAAGAGGAUCGGGAUAGUUACUGGAAAAUGAUGCAGAAGUAUAUAGGCUCUGAUAUCACAUCAAUGGUGACACUUCCAGUUAUCAUUUUUGAGCCAAUGACAAUGCUACAGAGAAUGGCAGAGCUGAUGGAAUACUCUUACCUUUUAGAUUUGGCAGAUGAGACUGAGGAUCCAUACAUGAGACUUGUAUAUGCUUCAUCAUUCUUCAUAUCUGUCUAUUUUGCUUACACACGAACAUGGAAACCUUUCAAUCCAAUUCUUGGGGAGACUUAUGAAAUGGUUAACCAUGGUGGCCUAACAUUUAUAGCAGAACAGGUCAGCCAUCACCCUCCCAUGAGUGCUGGGCAUGCUGAAAAUGACCACUUUACUUAUGAUGUGACGUCGAAAUUGAAAACCAAAUUUCUUGGCAACUCAGUUGAUGUAUAUCCUAUUGGAAGAACACGAGUUACCCUCAAAAGAGAUGGUUCGGUCCUUGAUUUGGUGCCACCUCCAACAAAAGUUAGCAAUUUGAUUUUUGGACGAACUUGGAUUGACUCACCAGGGGAGAUGAUCCUUACAAAUCUGACUACUGGCGAUAAAGUCGUGCUGUAUUUUCAACCAUGCGGCUGGUUUGGAGCUGGUCGGUAUGAGGUGGACGGAUACGUAUAUAAUGCUUCCGAUGAGCCAAAGAUACUGAUGACAGGAAAAUGGAAUGAGGCUAUGAGUUAUCAGCCUUGUGACUCAGAGGGAGAGCCACUUCCGGGCACUCAAAUGAAAGAGUCAUGGAGAGUUGCCGAGACUCCGAAAAACGACAAAUUCCAGUACACACAUUUUGCACAUAAGAUCAACAGCUUUGACACCGCUCCCAAGAAGUUAUUGGCAUCCGACUCUCGUCUCCGACCCGACAGAAUGGCCCUUGAGAAGGGUGACCUUUCCACAGCUGGCAAUGAGAAAAGCAGUUUGGAGGAGAGGCAGAGAGCAGAGAAGCGAAACCGCGAGGCCAAGGACCACAAGUUCGUUUCCAGAUGGUUUGAUUUGACAGAGGAAGUAACUCCUACACCAUGGGGUGACUUGGAAGUUUAUCAAUACAACGGUAAAUACACUGCACAUCGCGCCGCUAUCGAAAGCUCUGCCUGCAACGACGAACCUGACAGCAGCAGAACAGAGUUCAACCCUUGGCAAUAUGAUAAUUUGGAUGCUGAAUAAGCAUUCUUGUGAAAUUCUUUCCAUUAGUUUUUUUAAAAUAUUUUUUGUCAGAUUGUUAUAAAGCUUGUAUGUAUUUUAUAUGAUGCUUGAUUCUUUUUUUUUUUUUGCCUUUACUUUUUUGGUUUGCCGGUGGGGCUGCGUUUUGCUAUUGUAGGAUUACAUAAUGAAUAUUAACCUUGUUACUUGUUAGUUUAUCAAUAUACUUUGCGUAUAUAAAUUUUAGGUAUUAUGUAAUUUACUGCUAGUAUAAUUUAUUAAUUUUUGGCUUAAAUAAGUUUUCGCUGUCUAUAAAAUACUUAUAUUUUGGUUGUCUUUUGUAAAAUUUUUCUUUGAU